UGUUUAUCCUCUUCCGUGGUCAAGUGGGUCGGAGUUUUACUGUAAAAGUGUAGUUAGAAGUUAGCAGAAAGUUGUUAAACAUUUACCCUUCUAGUCCUUUCUUUCUUAAUGGGAUGCAAGUCUUACUCAUCUUUUCUGUAAUUUGGCUCACUUUCUACGGAAUAUCAUCAAUAAUCGUGGAUCACUGUUACAUUUUGGGUCUUGUAUCAUACGCGAUAGACAAAAUGAGAGGGUACGAUAGUCACGGACAUUCUUCGUCAUUAAUAAGAGUGCAAUUGAGAUUAAACCAAAAAAUUACGUAGUGUGAAUAGGUCACUGAUUAAGUAUCAUUUCCAUGCAAAUUUCGGGUCUAAUGAGAAAUAUACAACUUUCAUGGAUUGUAUGUAUAUAUGAAGCACCUCUGUGAUAUUCAGGCGGGAGAAUGCAAACAAACGAACUUAUUAAUGGAAUCACUGAGACAGAAGACAGUUCAUAUAUGGAGAGUGGAACGGAUAUUUUGGAUUUUUUAAACACAUCUGAUACAGAGAAUGAAGAUAUAAAAGAUAUUAUUGGAAAUGAACCAGAUAAAAGUACUGAAGAAGAUCCAUGCAAUGAAGAAGCAUCCUCCUUAACACUUUCCAUAACCAAUGUAGUUGUUAUGGCUAGUCUUCAGUGUCAUUUACGAUUGAAAGAAAUAGCCAGAACUAGCGUUAAUGUAGAAUAUAAACCGCUUCAGAAUCAUGUUAUAAUGCGUUUACGAUCACCGUAUACAGUAGCAACAAUUUGGUCUAGCGGAAAAAUUUGGUGUACUGGAGCCAAUUCGCUUGCCAAAGCGAAAAUUGGCGCUAGGCGUAUUGCUAGACGAAUAGCGAAAUGUGGAUUUCCGUGUCAUUUUAGUAAAUAUCGUGUAGUUAAUAUUAUGGCUACUUGUAAAUUACCAUUCGGUGUCAGAUUAGAAGAAUUAGUCAAUGAAAGACCGAUGCAAAUGAGUUACGAACCUGAAUUAGCUCCUGGUCUCACGUUUAAAACUGAUCUCAACUCAAGUACAUCUCUAAAACUUUUUUCAACCGGACGAAUCGUCAUUAUGGGUUCCAGUUUAGACUCAAUUGGUUCAUUAGUCGAGGAACUAGUUCCAAUUGCUGCAUUGCAUCAAACAGAUGAACCGGUUCCAGAUGUUAAUGAUAUACAAGAACGUGACGAAGCCCAUGUAGUGUUAAAAGCAGCACGAUACAUGAAUAUGCUGCCAAAUAAUGGUGGUUUCAAUGGAUUAGUCUAUGAUAUUGAUGAUGAAUAUGAAGAUAGCGAUGAAAGUGAUUUUUAUGAAGAUGUCGGCGGUGGUGGUGGUGCUCAACAUAGUUUUUCUACAGAUGAUUCAACUGACAGCGGGGCUUCUAUUGACAGCGGUGGUGUAAGUACUAAAGUAAAGCGUAGAAUUAAAAAGAAAAGUCGUUUAUCUACUGUUAUGGGUAAUUCCAUUUCCUCUACAUCUCAGUUGAGAAGUUAUGAUUCAUUGCGAUCUGGUAGUCCGCUUCAUUUAUUAACUCCUAGAGAGGCUGCCAGUUUGGCCUUCUCUAAACGUGCAGCUGGAAAUAUUGAAGAUGCUAGAGAUUUAGUAGCGACAGCUGGAGAAUUAAGACGUCAACGUGAACUGUUACUUCAAAGGACAACUCAAGAUAGUAUACGAACAGAAUCUCGUUCAAAUUUUUCUCAAAGUGAUCCUACAUGGUCUCGUAAAGCUGUUGCUUCAGGAUCAACAAAACGUGCUUGUGUGGUCACUUAUUCUGGAACAGAGGAUAGUGAGUCACAAGAUUUGUAUAAUACUGUCGAACUACGCAGUCAAGGUUAUACACAGUCUAAUGUUUCUUCAAUUGAACAACAACAACACCAGCAACAAUUAAAAUUAUUCAUGCACCAUCUUUGA
Messenger RNA from Schistosoma mattheei, 1900 nucleotides. The record is from the annotation of a GenBank genome assembly. NCBI's taxonomy places the organism in Eukaryota, Metazoa, Platyhelminthes, Trematoda, Strigeidida, Schistosomatidae.